AUGCCGCCUGGUAGACGGGCUGGGAAUUUUCUAGCUUGCCGGAUCAGCCUUGGUUUGUCCGCCAUACUUCGAAGUCUUGAUUACAACCAGUACUUGAAGGUGCUGUUUUCGUAUUUGGACCCAGUCCUUAUCAAUAAAGAGCGUAGCAGGUUUGUGAGGUGUUGGCACGCAGAGACUGACGGUUGGGCAGCAUCGACAUUCCACAGUAACUGCGAUGGGAGGGGACCCACAGUGACCAUCAUCAAAGUUAACAGUUAUAUCUUUGGUGGAUACACUGACGUGUCCUGGACCAGCAGUCCCUGUGCUUCUUCUUCAGCCAGCAAAGCUUUUGUUUUCUCUCUUUACAACGUCAAAGGAUACAAUCCUGUGAAGCUGACACAAUACCAAAACCAGCAAUACGCAAUGUACAGAUGUUCCUCCUACGGACCCAUUUUUGGUUGGGGACAUGACAUCAUCAUAUAUGACGACGCUGUAAACAAUCAACACUCUUUUACUGAAUGCGGUGGGACGUACAAAAACCCCACGGGUUAUUCGGGUGAAAACUGUGGAUUUUUCACAGGAAGUCGUCAAUUUACUCCAGCUAACAUUGAGGUUUUUUUCGAAAUAACAAACUAA
Messenger RNA from Pocillopora verrucosa, 615 nucleotides. Lineage: Eukaryota; Metazoa; Cnidaria; Anthozoa; Scleractinia; Pocilloporidae. The record is from RefSeq and is a predicted model, not a curated record.